Thermochaetoides thermophila DSM 1495 is the source of this 1245-nucleotide messenger RNA. RefSeq lists its product as uncharacterized. Gene Ontology annotation, cellular component: nucleoplasm; ribonuclease H2 complex. Lineage: Eukaryota; Fungi; Ascomycota; Sordariomycetes; Sordariales; Chaetomiaceae. The record is from RefSeq and is a predicted model, not a curated record. Bases 1 to 1245 code for a protein of 414 amino acids. Gene Ontology annotation, biological process: RNA catabolic process; ribonucleotide metabolic process. The transcript is spliced from 2 exons.
AUGGCCCGAACCCGAUCCAAAGCCGCCUCCUUCGACCCCAAGGACAAGGCCAAAGACCAAGACAGCCAGACCAAAGACUCCUCUUCCCCCCAAACGUCUUCCUCGAAGUCCAUUUACAGCCUCCCUGAGCCAUCCGACCGCCCAUCCCAAGUCUUCAUCCUCCCCAAAUCUGCCACGUCCUCAGCCCGCAUUAUCACCCUCGCCAACCCGCGCACCGGCUCCCCGACACGAUACCUCGUCUGCCCUAAGACCGGCUUUUUCGAAAUUACGAAGGUCACGCCGCCCAAGUCUGCGCCAAGGAGUUGGCUUGUUCAAAGAAGCGCACACUCAGAGUCACAAGAAGAUGGAGAGCAAGAGGGGGCAGCAACAACAACAGCACAGACGAUCAGUUCGCCCACGCUAUACCUUGCGACCCCGUUCGACCCUGUGUUUCUGCUACUCCCUGCCCUGAUCGCAGAGCCUGAAUCAGCCGGGACGACAAACCACCUGCUUGACCUGCUCGACCUGCAUCAUCCGUCCUUACGCGAAAUACUUUCCUCUCGGCUGGCAGCAGUCUGUGAUGUGGUGCAGGCGGGGGAUGAAGAUAUGUACCGGCUCAGCGAAGAAAAGCUGGUGGGGGAGAUGCUUGUCAAGGCGAGGAGGAUGAUUAGUGGGAAUGGGUUGCCAGCGAGUUUGGAGGAGAGAUGGGUGAAGAAGGCGCUGGAGGCACCGGUGGUGGGGGUAAGGGUUGUUAAGAGGGGAGAUAGCGGGAGUCAGGUUUCGACGAAUGGGGAGUCUCAAGGGACGACACCAGACGAGGAAGAGCCCGCCCUCAGACCAGCAAUCGUUGCCUCGCCAGAGGUAGUCCAUCUCCAACGUCUCCGCACAGCACUGGACUUCCUCAGCUCACGUUACCUCCCCCCUACCCUCAGCGCCCUCCUCAAAUUUCAUCUCACUUCCCAAUCCCCUCUCUCCAAGAAAUUCAACAUCGACUUCACCCCACUAGACGAAUACCUCGCCCAACUUACGAAAGUGCGGCAGGAAGCUGCUGCGUCCCGGGCAACGACUGAUUUUUCGCGGAAGAGAUUAGGCGGAGGAGGCAACGAUGAUGAUGAGGAAGCGGACGAGAAGGCCGAGAAGAGGAGGAAGAAGGAGCAGGAGGAGAGGAUCAAGAAGCAGAAUGUGAGCAGGGGGGUCAGGGAGCUGGCCAAGGUGAAUACCAAGGGUAUGAUGAAGCUGAGUGAGUUUUUUAAGAAGAAGACGUAG